AUGGAGGAGCUGAGGUUAAUUAAACAGGGGGUUCUUCCAGAAGGGGGGCGCAUGAUUGCUGUCAAGAGGCUUGCUGAAAACGCACCAGUGCCAUCUGGCAUGACAUUUGAAACUGAGGUUACAAACCUUAUGGCACUUAAACACCAAAAUAUAGUAGAGCUGGUUCACUACUGCCAUGAAGCACAGAAGAAAGUACAUCAAAACUGGAAGACAGAUGAGCAAAUAAUAUACAAGUACCUAUCACUAGAUGCAAAUGGCCUCAACCAAGUAAAAACAUGCAUUCUGAUUGAGUUGAAGUGUGUGGAGGUUGACCGUAAAAAGAGGCCUUCCAUAGUAGAUAUUGUUGAUAAGCUCAGCGGGAAAUUUGUACCAAUUUUUGAGCAGGGUAUGCUGUGUGAGCCACGGCAUACCCUGGGGUCCAGGUGUCUCCCCUUCCCAGCAUGCAUGAAGCAUGAUCCUUCCAAGGAGAAAUCGGUGUCCAAGAAGAAGUAA
Molecule: messenger RNA, 492 nt
Organism: Miscanthus lutarioriparius
Lineage: Eukaryota; Viridiplantae; Streptophyta; Magnoliopsida; Poales; Poaceae
Source: the annotation of a GenBank genome assembly